Pocillopora meandrina is the source of this 348-nucleotide messenger RNA. The record is from the annotation of a GenBank genome assembly. Lineage: Eukaryota; Metazoa; Cnidaria; Anthozoa; Scleractinia; Pocilloporidae.
AUGAUGAAAUCUACUGACACCCAAGUCGAGGUUGAUGUUUCAGAUAGCAGCACCCAGACUAAAGAGGUAUUCCUUCCUGAAAUUGAAGAUAACAAGGAAGAAGCAACUGAAGCUGCUGCUUCCCCAGAAGUCUCUCCAAGAAAAGAUAGCAACUACCUUCCCACAAAACAGGAAGAUUCAGAUGAUUCAAACUUGUCAGGAUCAGACAACGAACACCAAGGGGAAACAAAAUGCGAAAAGCCACAGGAUGAUACCAAAUACAUUGUAUUUAAACAAGAGCUAUUUAAAUUGUUUAAGUACUAUCCUGAGUGCGGUGCAGUUGUGAUUAAGAGGAACCAAUCCACAUAA